ACCACGGUCAAGCAACUCCAGAGGGAGGAAGGCAUUGUAAUUACAUAGUACUAGUUUAGGUACAGAGUGAAGGAACACGCGGAUUCUUUGCAGUCCAUUUCCAGGACUUGUAUUUGUGGAAAGAAGGCAAUUUGUCGCUCCUGUACACCUGGAGCCUGAAGAGGAUUUAAUCAGUCCACCAAUCCACCUCCGCACUACAUUAGAAUGGAGCUUCAGAAAAUUAACGGGCACAGUCGAGAAGACGGCUUUGAUGGGCUGGACGGCAUGGCCGAGCAUGAAGAAUUCCUCCCACAUAAAGCUGGUGCCAAAAAAGAAACACACUUCACAGAUUUCGAAGGAAAGACUUCAUUCGGGAUGUCCAUUUUUAACCUCAGCAACGCCAUUAUGGGCAGCGGAAUUCUGGGAUUGGCCUUUGCCAUGUCCAACACUGGAAUCCUUCUAUUUAUAAUCCUGUUGGUGUUCAUUGCUAUUCUGUCUGCGUACUCAAUCCACCUACUACUGAGAAGUGCAGGAGUUGUUGGCAUCCGAGCGUACGAGCAGCUUGGCAACAGAGCAUUUGGUCCACCGGGGAAAAUUCUGGCGGGUAGCAUCAUCACAGUACACAACAUUGGAGCGAUGUCCAGCUAUCUCUUUAUCGUCAAAUCAGAGCUCCCUCUGGUUAUUCAGGCUUUUCUUGGCAAGCAUGAAAACACUGGAGAGUGGUUCUUGAAUGGCAACUACUUGAUCAUCAUUGUUAGCGCUGCCAUCAUCCUUCCUCUUGCACUCAUGAAACAACUCGGUUAUCUAGGAUAUACAAGCGGCUUCUCUCUUUCAUGUAUGGUGUUUUUCCUUAUUUCGGUGAUCUAUAAGAAAUUCAACAUCUUGUGUCCACUGGAGGACAGUCAUCUGAACGAAACACUCGAUGCUGACAACUACACAAUUACUGAAGAUAUGGAAGAAUUUUGUGAUGCCAAGCUAUUCACCAUUAACUCACAGACGGCGUACACCAUCCCAAUUCUGGCCUUUGCGUUUGUCUGCCACCCUGAAGUUCUGCCCAUUUACACAGAGCUACGCGAUGCCACCAAAAAGCGUAUGCAGAAUGUUGCCAACAUUUCCAUCUUGGCCAUGUUUGUCAUGUACCUGCUAACAGCGCUUUUUGGGUAUCUGACUUUUUUCGGUGCCGUGGAGUCUGAACUUCUGCACACCUACAUCCGUGUAGACCCCCUUGACGUACUGAUCCUUUGUGUGCGCUUGGCCGUGCUCGUGGCCGUCACGCUGACUGUGCCUGUGGUUCUUUUCCCGAUCCGCAGGGCCAUCCUCCAGAUCUUGUGUCCAGACAAGCCGUUCCACUGGGCCAGACAUAUCGCCAUUGCAUUCUUCCUCCUCAUUUUGGUCAACCUGCUUGUCAUCUUCGUGCCCUCCAUCCGAGACAUUUUCGGACUCAUCGGAGCUACCUCAGCCCCUAGCCUCAUCUUUAUCCUGCCCGGAAUCUUCUACAUACGAAUUGUUCCCAAAGAGCAAGAACCUUUGCAGUCCAGACCCAAAAUUCAGGCUGCAUGCUUUGCCGCAUUGGGGUUCAUCUUCAUGGUGGUCAGUUUGUCAUUUAUCUGCAUGGACUGGGCGAGCGGAGAGAAGCGAAGCGGCGGUGGACACUAGUUGAUCGCCGAAGUCUCGGCAAUAACAAGAAUGUGAACUCUAGCCCCUCCUCAUCUAUGUAUUAGCCUGUGUUAUUCUCUGGCUGCCAGUACAUGUUGGCCUUGAAAAAAGAAUGUGACCUGAAAGGCUCUUCAGUGGAGAAGAACUCAGACAUAUGACUGAAUUCACCCUUUGCUCUGACUUGAGAUACUACUUUAUAAUCCCGCAAAGGUGUGUUAAGAAAAAAAUGUUGUGGAUCCCACUGAGGUUAUGGAACUACAAGUUCGCAGAAAAGCUACACGUCACUGCCAAGGUUCUCACCAUUUACUUCUGUCGCGGCUUGGCGACACUGGGCUGUGCCUUGAGAUACGAGUGACCCAACAUGGGAGUGUUUCGCGAUGUACUGCCCAAAAUUUGCUUCAAUUUGAUGUAAGACGACGACAGUGAACUUUUUGGCAAAUGUUGAAAAAAUUUAUAGUAAAAAAUUUCUGCCACUAUCAGUUAACUGUCAUUUUGAACAAAAAAACAAAGAAAAAUUGCACCACUUGUAUUUCAAACAGUCAAAUAACUGUCUAAAGAAAUCCUCCUCGCCAUAAAACAAGAGCCCUACUGACUUAAUGCUAAAAUACAUUCGAACUGAUCAAAAAACUGGGGCCCGACCGAUUAAUAGUCAAUAGCCCUUGUCAAAUAGGAAAAAAAUUGUGUUGUUUUUUUUUUUUUUCACUUUUAUGAAUUAUUAUUUAUUUAUAAACAAAUUACAACAUCAGAAAAAAAUUAAACAUUUGUAAAAAAUGUAAAACAUAAUAUAAUUUUUUUAAAUUACUUUUUUUCACUUUGUUGUGAAGUUCACAGAUACUAAAGGGUUUUCUUAGCAUUAUGGAC
Corythoichthys intestinalis (scribbled pipefish) is the source of this 2496-nucleotide messenger RNA. RefSeq names its product sodium-coupled neutral amino acid transporter 3-like. The record is from RefSeq and is a predicted model, not a curated record. Gene Ontology annotation, molecular function: glycine transmembrane transporter activity; L-glutamine transmembrane transporter activity. Bases 205 to 1635 code for a protein of 476 amino acids. The transcript is spliced from 16 exons. NCBI's taxonomy places the organism in Eukaryota, Metazoa, Chordata, Actinopteri, Syngnathiformes, Syngnathidae. Gene Ontology annotation, biological process: glycine transport; serine transport; L-glutamine transport. Gene Ontology annotation, cellular component: plasma membrane.